CGGAGGGGAUAUUUCUAAGCUCCAGUCGCCACGGUGUCCGCGGUUCAGUUUUAAGCCACGAUUCGGAUGUUGUGUUCAGACGGUCAGGCCGUGUAUCGUCUGCUCGUUUCCUAGCAACCGUGUAUGGCAAUAUUGACGGAUGAUACAAGGAAAACUAAGCGAUCCUCGACUCGACUUAACAAAUUGACAUGCCUUACAUGUUCGGUUGGGAGUUGGCUUAAAAGGUGAUACAAAGCUGAUCCUACGACGGGGCACCUCUGAAACACGCCUCAUUGCCUCGAUGUGCCAUUCAGACAUUCGUAGGGGCUGUGUUCUGCAUCCUUGUUGCCUCAGCUGUUAGCACCAUCCACCUGGCUUUCAGGAACUAGCUAAUUCGUACUGAUGAUGUGGAAAGGUUCAAAGCAUUAUAUAACCCAAGAAACACUGACAAUCUGCAGAUUAACCACAUAGCGUGGUUUCCGAUGACUCUUGUGCUUGAAGACAUGCUAAGGGUGCUGCAUUCAAAUAUUGCUGACUGUACUAUACACCAUGAUGACAUUAUGGAGUGUGAAUAUUCAUGUGUGUGUCAAAAACAAUGACUAGGGUUAUCAGUUUCAGCGUGUAGUAAAUCCCCAAGUUUCUCCAGCUGUGAUUAAUAGGGUCUGUGGUAUAGAGGAUUAUACCUGCUGACGGGGGAAUUUUAUAUACGUAGACGGAUUCUGCUUAUAGUGCUCUAGGAUCUCAUUCUUCAGAAAGAAACAUCUCGAAGCUACAAGUGCUGGUUUAAUUGGAUCUAUAAAGAAUAGCAUCUGUGCCAAUCUCUCCUGAAAUCUCGCACAAGUCUAAGAGUUUGUGAACUGUUGUAUAACUGAACUGGAAAUCAUUCUGGUGAAAUAUAUUCCACUCUGAAGUAUUCAUUGUUACGCUAAGUCUGCCUUCUCUCAAGAACAGCGACCUACUUUGCCGCAUCGCAGCUUCGCAGCAACUUAACUCUGAUACCGAAAUAUUUGUGUCGACCAAAUAUUUGUCGCUUUACCUGGAGGACAACCGAGGCCCGAAGCCUGGGAAAUACCAUUGAUUUUCUGUGGUGAUUUACCAGCUAGUGACAACACGUUCCGGCGUUCGUUCACCUGUAAUCAGAGCCUUCCUUACCUGCAGACGGAGCGAAACAAUGGAGGUGAAGUGUAGUGGACGCUGGUCAGGUGACGUGACCCCCAUGGGACGCACGGCACGAUGAAGUUGAGAGACUUUGUAGCCAAUUCCCUGCCAAGGGUCCGCGGCAAGAAGAAGAAGCAGAACCAGAUACAGCGUACAUUGAACAACGAGCGUUAUGACGCCAACAAGAACAAGAACAAGGUUCCAGACGCCAACGCAUCCUGGGAAUGUUGCCAUGACAACAACAACAAGUGCCCACCAGAAGGAAGCUGCGAGUAUGCCCUAAAUCAGGCCGUCAAAUCGGUGUGCGGUGAGAUUAUCGAUACGUUUAAUAUUGACACUUACAAUUACCGUGUUAAUAACUCCCUGGGCGAGGAUCAAUACACAUGCUACAACGACCUCUCCUCUUAUCAGAAAACAGAAGAGGCCGACAAGAAAAAUGAGGCGGCGAACAUAAGCAGCGAUAGUGAGAAACAGUUUAACACUGUCCCCAAGACCAGGUCCAGGAUCCGCACCAAUCCCUGGCUCCCUUCUCCCAGAAGCACCCCCUCUAAUUCCUCGGGGUCGUCCAGCCCCACCUCCUCGGUCACCACAUCACCCCUGAGCCCAAUCCACCACAAGCUGAGGUCGCUAUGCAUCAAGGAUAGCUGUACUCUUUCUACAACCUCCUCCGACAGCCUCAUGGAUACCGACCAAUCAGCGUCGUCCCCGGAUUCGGCUGUAGGUGACGUCACAGAGGCAUCCGGGGUAUUGGAUCGUGACAAAUGGAGCGGCAGAUUGGAUCUUUCCCAUCUACCCUCGUUUAAAGAGGAUGGAGCGUAUUCCUACACGGCCUGGGAUACAGACGCCUCGACUGACCUCUCCCCUUGCACGGACAACUGCAACUGUAACGAAAAUAUUGGCGAGCCUGAACAUAAUAUAAGUUUCGAGUAUGAGGAAGCUUUAGAUGAUACGCUUGAAAAGGGGUCUGUGAAGAGAGACAUUUCUUUGCAAGAUCUUCUGGAUGACGAUGUGCAGAAGGAUGUUGCCGUGCAGACUGAGUUUGAGGAUUAUGAUGAAGACUCCGACUGGCUGAUUGACGGCAGUUCAGAUGAAGGCAGUACUGACCUAGCCAGUGGAGAAUGUGUAAAAUACUGUUGUGUUCGGGAUAUCAUGCAGGAUUCGACUGACACAGGAUAUUCGAGUUUAGGACGAGAUGGACAAACGGAACUUGAUGAUGAGUUCCAGUUUAUCAAACCGGAUCAGUAUCAACAAACAGAACCUUGCCAGGCCUCGGAACCGGACCAGGGGAAGAUAACCCCCAUAUUAACCAGUAUUUCAGAAAUAGAGUGUGUCUGCGAAGCUCUUCCAGCAACAGAGGAACCUCCCGUCGAGGACGACAAUGACAUUGAGAAAGAGCGCUACGUGACGAACAGAUAUCCAGAAGAAACGUCAGGUCGAACCCUACAAGAAAUUAAAACAAGUCUGGAAGAGAAGGUCUUCCUCCUUCGCCAAGAGAAGAGGAUCGUUGAGCAGAAAAUCAAGGAGGCGCAGGAAGAAGAAAAAAUCCGACAGCAAGAGAAGAUGAGAUUCCACCGUCAACUCAAUAUCCACAGAAAGCAAAUUUUGCUCAAAACCCUUCAUGAUCUCAAAGCGAAACUAGAGUGUCAGAGUGAACGUCUUCAGGAUAGCUACAGUGCUGUGCUCACAAUGCAAAAGAGGUUUGCCCAGAGAAACUCACCGCUUCUCCUACUGGCUUCCUCUUCCACAUGACUAGCGGUUCAGCCAAUUAUCAGCGCUGAUACGUGUAACUGAAGGAUAUGUCCUCCAUUUUGAAUCAAAAGUAUUUGGAUCUUGUGAUGGUAAUUUCGACCUGACAGCUGUUAAUUUUGGUGGGAUUUUGAGUGCUAUGUUACGUCUAGGCUGUAUUAGCUGAGCGGUGUCAUUGAAUCCAAACCAUUAGUUGUAUGACCGCUGUUUUACAUUGCUUGAGUGCUGAAUGGACCGGAACGGAAGUGAGCUGUUUCUGCACGAAGCUGAGAGUUGCACGGUUCGCUUUGUUGAGAGUGAGGCCGGAAGUGACGUGUGCAAUGACAGCUAUGGCAGUUUACAGUGUGUACAAGUGUGACAGCACAUUUUUGAAGGGUGCUUGAAGGUACAUGAACGACAACUAGUGUUUUUUUCUGAAAGUAAUAGUGUUGGAAGAGCACCUUGACACAGCUCAUCAACAUUGCCCUUCUCGCUGAAUGAGAGCGGUUUGUUUUUCCCAUUAACUGGAGACUCACGUUUUAUGAGGUCAUACAACUGAAGGAAUAUGUAAGAAAAAGACAGAAAAGCCACAAGAUUUUCAAGAAACGCGACGAAUUAUUAAUUCUUAAAACAACAUGCAAAAGAUUCUAAGGUUAACUUUGGUUCCCCAAAUCAUUCAUUACUAAGGGUUAUUUUUGAAAAAACAAAAAUAGCAAUCGCACACCGACAGUGUUAGUUGUUUAUUUACAUAUGAUACAGUCAUCAACAGCAGCUGGCGAAAUGAAAAUUGGAAACGUUAAUGGAAGCGAAAUACCUCGAAGACCAUAAACCUUGAGAUAAAACAGCCAAAACGGUAAUGAAACUUCUAAAUUCAAUUUAGGCGUCUGGUCUUAACAGUUUGUCGAUAUUUUGUACCUGUCGCGACCCUGUAAUGAAAACAGGUGGCAAGGCAUUCUUCCUACAACCAUACGUAAACAGUAUCUGUGUUUUUGGCUCUCAUAAGCUAACUGUAAAGAUACUUUGACAAUUUUCCAAGAUUUGGCCACAUAUUUGACAAUUCUCCAGUUGCGCGGCUGUUCGUGUUUUGGCCUUUAACUACUUCUGUUCUCGAGACAUAAAUGCCAUUGCAUAGCAGACAUUUAACAUUAUUUGUUUAACCGAAUGUCUAUAAUAACAGUUGUUAACGACGUAUGGUAGAAUGGUUGAGAUGGUGGCAAAAAAAAGCAUGACAAAAAACGUGUCACAUUUGUGAAAUAGUUGUACGUUUUUUUUAAGAAGAGAUACUGGAAAGUUUUACAGCAUAUGUGUGCGUUGUCUAUGUGGCACUUAUGUUGAAUAUCGUAUCAAUUUUACAUGUAUCCUUACACGGUGAUUUAUCACUUAAUCAAGGUAUACCAGCGACAUCAAAAGAACCACUACCACUGGAUAUCGACGGAUGGGGAAAUAGGAAUUAAUUAUUUCUGGAAGUCCCUGUUUUUAAACUGAAUCUUCAGCGAGAAAUGUUAACGGCGUUGUGGUAUUUAUGACUGAAAUGGACACCACUGACAUGGUGACUCAUUGUGCAAUGUUUACAAUAAUGUCAAUUUCCAAUCAUUUAACCGCCUGUCAAAAUCUCCACGUGGGUGUCGUGCUUCCAGCAGUUAGGCUCAUUUGACAGCCUGGCCGUGUGACUUUUGCGACAUUUGCCAGAUUUCAAAAUAUCGAUUGAAAUUUAACGGGAGUGUUUUAUUUGAAUUUUAAAAGAAAUUGCUUAAAGUAAAAGCAACAUCAUUUGCCUUGUCUCUUUUCCCAAUAAUAUCAGGUUCAACACAAAUUUCUUUUCGCCUUUGCUUGCUACUGUUCUUUUAUAAAUCUGUGAGGUUAACACUAUCGGUUCUCCGAUAUGGGCUAGAACAGACAAUAACAGAUCAUAUUAAUAUAAUAUGUAAACUCACAGAAACAUCUGUCAUAUAUUGGCUCAUGAAUGAAACUAGAAUGUUUGAAUAUCCAUUUCACUCUCUUUUCGUGUCUUCAUUUCCACAAAUACAUUUUCGAUUCGUUUCGAUGUCUUUUGCGUUCAUAGUUUUCGUAAAUUUCAGUUUUACACUUUUUAAAACUGAAGUUGGUUGUUCCAUCUUUCGUAAAUGAGAAUGAGUUAUGGUUACCAUGGGAAUGGGCGUAAAAAGACAUAUGUACAUUUCAUAUGACCUAGUCUCUGUCCGGUUCUGUGUCGUUUAGAUUUUUUUGUUAUGACCACAACUAUUUUCGCCGAUGCGUGGCAAAGCACUUUUUUCUUGUUCAAAAACAUUGUAUCUUCUUCUAUUUUCUUCAGUGUUUGGAAAUUGACAUCGUUGUCUAUUUCUUUUCGUGUCGUUGGUAUUUACAACAAAUGGCAGUUUAAACAAUUUAUUGUAUUUUGGACGUGUUGCUCUUUUUGAACAACACAUCAUUGUGGUCAGAGCAGUGGCACUAAAACUUGACGUGUGUUGCACGAGUUUAGACUUUUAGUAUUGUCCACAGUAAACGUUUAUUUGUGCGCUUUGCGUAUACCUCUGAAAGGGAUGUUCCCAGAUGGAGAACACAUAUUUCAAAGUUUUUACAAAUCAGUGAAAUUGACAGUGAUGUAAUUUUACGAUUUGGGAAUCAUUUAAAAUAGUAAGUAUUCUCAACCUUUACUGUUACCAUUGUCAUAAAUAUGUAUGAUGAUGGGCACAACCGAUUAAUGAAAUGAUCGUGUUUAAAGGUUCGUCGUAUGUUGAAAUGAAAUGUGGACAAAUCCUUGUUCGAAUUGAAGAAAUGAAACCGAUCGUGGUUCUUAAUUUUCUUAAAUCUGGUUGUUAUACAUUUGAAGUUUUUGAGUCCCGUUAGUUUGGUUGCAUAUAUCGUGUAGCUAUAUGGUGCUGACGUGAGUCAAUAUAAAAUAUGGAAGCCCAUUGCGGUCACAAUCUGCCUGCGUACGCGGCUGUUACGGUGUAUAUGUUAGUUGACUUUGGUCUUGUACCAUAAUGUUAAUGUCAUUACAAGUAUAACCCGUCGUCAUAGAGUUGUCAUUCAUUAUACAUUUCAAUAUUUAUCGUUGUCAUUUCUCAACCACUAAAGUUGCAUUUCUAGAAAGUUGAAAUUGAUUAGACUCGCUUACUGCAUAUUUCAUGUUCAAUGCUUCAGGAUGUCAGUAUCUUAUUCGAAAACAAAGGCUAGACAAGGUUGUCGAUUUCAUUGUUUAAUAGACUGAUGUUAACAUGAUUAUAAUGUUGUGAUGUACAUGAUUUUUGCAAUAAGCGUUCUAUUUCAAAUGUCAAUUUCACAGUCGGUUGUUUUUUUAUAGCGGUAGUGAGAUUUCGAUGUGCCAAAUAUCUGUAAAACCCACCAAAGGUAAUUAUUAACAUCACGAUUUUAUAUAAUGAAUGUUUGUAAAUUUACAAUACGUUCAUCAAUUUGCUUCGUGUUUAUAGGGCGUAUGUUCAUAUCAGUCUUUACGAAGAAAUGGACUUAGUGACACAGUGAAGAAACGGUCAAGGGGAAGUAACUCUAAUCUGAGUCUGCAGGCAAUGGUAUUUGGACCGGUUUGUUAUUUUUACAAACACGAAUCUAUCAAAUUGAAAAAAGUAGGAUAAACUUCAGUGAAAUGAUACACAGUGAUGUUUUUUAUGAAAAUAAUCACUUUAUUCCCUAAUAAAAAAGCAUAUCAGUGUGUACAGUUGUGUAAGUAUUGGGCGUCUCAUCAACAUCCUUUGUAUAAAUUUGUAUUUUCUGUAAAUUAAGAGUGCGAUAUUUAUUAUUAUGCCUGAUUGACAGGGGUGUACAUAUCACCCGACUUGAAAUGAAUUAGGGCAGUAAAUCAAAAAGUCCAGUAAACACUGAAUGAGAUUUGUCACUGUCACUGCCAAUGUAAAAAGAUGCGAAAACUCAUUUAAAGAUUGCCAAAAUUAUUGUAAAUUCAAUAAAAAUCAAUAAUUUAAAAACUACUUGUUUCGGAAUUGUCACAUUCCCGUGAGAGGCUUUAACUGUUAUGAAGUAUUUCUGAAGAAGCUUUCCCAGACGUGUAGAUGUUUCUAUCUGUCUAUUUCUCUACAACGGUAUGACGUUUGUGUUGGUUAUUGAACUGACAUGCUAGCUGGUAUAAUAAUUUAUUGUUUCACAACGUUACUUGGCAUUUGUGUUGAAGUCGCUAUGUCUAGUUGACGUGCAAAUAAAUAGAUCUCAAAAUA
Molecule: messenger RNA, 7049 nt
Organism: Haliotis rufescens (red abalone)
Lineage: Eukaryota; Metazoa; Mollusca; Gastropoda; Lepetellida; Haliotidae
Exons: 2
Coding region: 1213-2886 (557 amino acids)
Source: RefSeq, a predicted model, not a curated record